Molecule: messenger RNA, 6086 nt
Organism: Xiphophorus couchianus (Monterrey platyfish)
Lineage: Eukaryota; Metazoa; Chordata; Actinopteri; Cyprinodontiformes; Poeciliidae
Gene: gpc1b
Product: glypican 1b
Exons: 11
Coding region: 497-2134 (545 amino acids)
Biological process (GO): negative regulation of fibroblast growth factor receptor signaling pathway; cell migration; regulation of protein localization to membrane
Cellular component (GO): cell surface; plasma membrane; synapse
Molecular function (GO): fibroblast growth factor binding
Source: RefSeq, a predicted model, not a curated record
UCCCUCCCUUUUCCACAGAGUGGCAGCGCUGGCACAUCAUCGUCCAGAAAAGCCUGAGCUGCGGUAUCUGCCGGUGUGUGCACCUCUGUACUCGGAUUCCUCACGUUAAAGCCGGGCAGGCGUCAGCCAAAAGCUCCACGGGCAGCUGAGUGAGACCGGGGAUCUUUACAGAAUAACCUUUCAGCAAAAGAAAAUUUUAUAUUUUGGGAGAAAAUAAUAAGCGUCUGCCCUGGCUGCGCUGGCGUAAGUGGAUUAAAGAAGAGACGGGACAUCUGGGCUGAGAGGUAUUGCUCCUGUGCCGCGCAGUAGCGCGCACAGAACAGCCACAGAAGCUGCAGACGCACUGAAAGAGUAUAAGGGAGAAGGAAGGUGGAGGAUAUUUUACGCACCACAGCACCAGCCCUGAAUUCGUUGUACUUUCAGCUAUAUACUAAGUCGUUUAGUUGUCGCUUGGAUUUCCUCCAGACCAAGUCCAAAGCCACACUGAUCAGCAAGAAUGGAUUUCUUCAUCCUGGCGGCUCUGGCGCUGUGCUCUCUCACAGCGCCAGCCUUUGGGGACAAAGGGUCCAGCAAAGCCCGGACUUGUUCGGACAUUCAACGGUUUUACGGCGGAAAGGGAUUCAACCAGGAUGGUGUCCCACAGUUUGAAAUGUCAGGGGAGCACCUGCGCAUUUGUCCCCAGGGUUACACCUGCUGCACCAUCGAGAUGGAGGACAAUCUGGCUACGCUCAGCCGCAGGGAGAUGGAAGGCCUUCUCAGAGAAGCUAAGCGACCCUUACAGAGCUCACUUUCAUACAGUUACAACACAUUCAAUGGCUACAUGGAUGAUUUAAUGAAUAGGUCCAGGGCCACCCUUCAGGAUACGUUCACUUCAACAUGGGGCUUUUUAUACUCCAGAAAUUCCCAGCUCUUUCAUGACCUGUACCAGGAUUUGAGGGACUACUACCGGAGUGCCAGUGUCAAUCUGGAGGAGGUGCUGAAUGAAUUCUGGACCAAGCUGCUGGAGAAGCUUUUUUACCAAGCAAAUAAGCAGAGUUCAAUAGAUGAGGACUACCAGGAGUGUGUGUCAAAGAAAAUAGAGACACUUCGACUUUCUGGAGAGGCCGCCCAUAAAAUGACGAUACAGGUCACUCGUACAUUUGUGGCGGCACGUGCAUUCCUCCAGGGACUGCAAACCAGUCGAGAAGUGGUGGGCAAAGUGUUACAGGUGCCACUGAGUCAGAAGUGCAUGGGAGCUAUUAUGAGGAUGACUUACUGUCCCCACUGUCGUGGCAUGCCCACUGCUAAACCCUGUGCCAACUACUGCAGCAACGUCAUGAAGGGCUGCCUCGCCAACCAGGCUGACCUCCAUACAGAAUGGUCACAUCUAGCAGAUACAAUGAUUGAGGUGGGAGAGCGCCGCUUGGAUGAUGUGGAAAGCGUGAUCCCUUACCUCCCAAAUCAGAUAUCAGAAGCCAUGUUUAGUAUGAUGGAUAACAUGGAAACCAUCAACAGCAAGCUGUUCCAGGCAUGUGGCAGCCUCAGUGAAGGAGGAGCCACCAGCUCCGGAUUUGAAGAUAUCACCAGUAAAAGAAGGGUCGUAGUCGAUGACAGGAGUGUCAUCAAAAUGCCGAAGUCGGUGUCUGAUGUCAACAUGAAGCUGAGAGAAAUACGACCAUAUUGGGUUUCCCUACCAAAGGUUCUUUGCAGUGACAGAGUUGCCAGUGGAACCGGGGCUGAGGACAAGUGCUGGAACGGCAUGAGUCGUGCCAGAUAUCUGCCUGAGGUGAUUGGUGAUGGCCUAGCCAGACAGAUCAACAACCCUGAAGUGGAGAUCGACAUCUCCAAACCAGACAUGAAAAUCCGCCAGCAAAUAAUGCAACUGAAGAUCAUGACCCACCGGCUGAAGAAUGCUCUUAAUGGCCAGGAUGUGGAUUUUCAAGAUACCAGUGAUGAUGUCAGUGGAUCAGGAAGUGGCAUGUGUGCAGAUGACAUGUGUUCCCGGGGGCCACGCCUUGUUGCCCCAGUGACCGAACCACCCAGAGUCUAUGCCUACCCACCAAGGAAUAAGGAAGUGAGAGGUUCAGCGUCACAAAGUCUCCCUUCAUUCAGCAUCCUUUUGCUUUCACUGCUCAUCCUGUUGCUGCGGCGAUAAUUGGUGGGAGAGUUCUUCUUCCUGGGACUGAGUUUGGGACAUGGGGGACUGGAGAGUUUUAACAGACAGGGAGGAAAUAUUAGGGGUUAGUUUCUUUGCCAAAAGUAAGCCAAUUAAUAGAAACAAUAGCAAAAAUUACUCGAAUUGACCUUCUUUGGUUUUAAAACACAAUGAAGUCAUGAGUAUUGAUCUGUGUUUCUGUUCUUCUCCUGUUCUUGAUUUGUCGGUAUUCUAUGACACUGUUAGAGUUGGUCUUUUGGCAUCCUCUAAUGGUUUGAUUCUAGUGUUUGGGUUCUCCAAAAUAAUAUUUUCACCUAAGACAUUAUAAAACUGUACAGCUAGCAGUAAUUUAGAUAUUGACAUGAUGGGAAGAAGGAGAAUGGAGCAAUGCGGUAGCCCCUAUGUGCACAUUUGAUCUCCACUUUUAAUCUGUAGAAAUUAUUUAUUUAUUAGAAGUUAUCAAUAGAGCAAUAAUUAGACUAUUCACAUCUCUGGUUUAAAAGCAAAAUAAAUAAAUAAAAAACACAAUCUAGAUAUUCAAAAGACAACUUUCAGGAAGGAUAAUCUGAACAACAUGACCCAUUAGACCUGUUGAUGCGUUAUGCUUUGCAGUGUUAUUACAUGUAAUCUUUUUCUGCAGCGGGAUCUGAGCUGAUGCCGUCAGCACUUUCUGCCCGUUUAUCUCUAAUCUGCAAUAAAAGUCGUCAUAAUAUUCACACAGACAUGUCCCUUCUGUCCUGUCUUCCAUUCCAUCCAUCCACUCCUCCAUUUGCCCCCACCACAUCCAACUCCCACACCACCCAGUUACCCCAUUCUCCUGCUGGCAGUGAAGCAUCAAGCUGAGGUUCCGGUUUAAGCAAAGUGCUCACAUGACCGGAUAUAGUCUCAAUUGACAGAGAGUGGAACAGUGUAGUUAGUUAGAAGGCUGCCCUUGUCACAGAGCAGAAAUAUAUGCAGAAGCAGAAAUACAACUUUCUUGCCCUCACGUUGUUCAGUACUUUUUUCAGUGUUCAUGGCAGAUCAAAGUUAUUGUACACAGCCAGAAUUUUAGUGCUGUGGGCUUUAUGUGUGCGUGUAGCAACAAUUACAGUCAAGGCAAAUCAAGCACAUCCUUGAAAUUUACUAUUGUUUUAAUGGCAGAUGAAGCAGUGUACAUAUUUUUUGUUUGUUCUUUUUUGCGUUCUUGGGGAAAAUAUCAAACCAAUUCUCCCACUGAUGUAUUUCUAUCAUGAUCUGUUUGCCACUUAUUUCCAUGCAACAUUUCCAUAUGAGUGCUACUUCUUAGUCUGACUCCUUCCUCCCCUAUUUUUCUUUUUUUUUGCUCGUCAGCUAUAAAGACCUAUUGAACUCUUUUCAUGCUUCUACAUGAUGUCGAGGCAAAGAUGACAAUGACACAGUCCUUUGUUAUGUGUCAACCUUCCAGGGAAUGUUUUGGGAAAACAUUAUACCUUUUCCUGAUAAGAUGCUAGCUAGAGAGAAACGAUGUACCACAUUUUAAUUCAAAGAUGCGUUGCAGUUCUCAGUUCGAAUGAAUUCACAUGCAGGAUGAGGGACAAUGCUUGCAUGUACUGUAUGUAUGAGUUCAUUGCGUAAAUCCGAAUGUGUGUACUUGUCUGUGACCGAUAAAGCAAAGAGGGGACAAACAAGAGAGCCUGCAUAAAUCUUGUUUGGAUGGCACAGAAAGGAAAUCUAUUAAAACGUUCUGGUCUAUUAAAAUGCUCCGGUCUAACAAUGUAUGACAGAGCGCUGUUAAACUGACAGCAAUAGGAGAUUAAUAUAGUCCAUUUUUCAAAAAUAGCAUUUUCAACUACUGCUGUAAUAGCUCACAUUCUGUAUUAAUGGCUUCUGUACUGUCAGAAUUGCAUGUGACAACGAGAUUGAAAUACAGGAAUUAAAUUGAUGUGAUUUUUAAAAUGUGUCACUGCUCCAGAUGGGACAGUCCAUGGACGUUUAUGUUAAAAAACAAUUUUCUCUGUGUACCUAGAUUUUUGGAAAUAAUGCAACUCCAAAGUGCAUUUGUUUUAUGUGAUAAUAGAAAAGUCUCUUAUACUGUCUUCUUUCUUUUUCUUUUUUUUCUAAAAAAAAAAAAAAGAGCUCUAUUAAUGAAUGAGUUGUUUCUGUUUAACUGUGUAUGUCUUUUUUUUUGUCCCUGGUUAGAAAAUGUGCCUGAGACUGCCUUUGAUACUUUGGGGUCACAUUAAAGAUAUAAAGAGAGAAAUGGUACAAUGUUGGUUGGUAAAAAAAAAAAAGCAAUAUAUUUUAACAGAAACCUUUAGUACCACUGCAAGGGUCUCAGUGUGUGACUGAGAAUGAAUGUGAACGCCCUAAUAAAAGCAAAAAAUUACUCACUGACUGUCAUGGUGACAUUCCAGCUCAAAGACAACCCUUUGACUUUAGAACGAUAACUUCAAUUUCAGUGACUCCCUCACAAUGUCAUUGGCUGAAAUUUGCACAACCCCCUCCAAACCUCACCCUUUUUUUUCAUUCAUUUUCUGAUCUCAUUAGUUUGCUCUCCUUGUCCCCCUCCCAUUUACCAAAACAUGCACUUUUAUGAGGCCACAAAAUGGUAUUGUCUGCACAAAGACAUCACAAGGUACUCGAUCAAUGAGAAAGUCAACACCUUCCAGAAAUGACUAUUGAUUUGGGAAUGUGUGUAUGCAGAUAGAUGUGGUCUGGCAUGCUGAGUCCUGUUUGAGGACGGUGACGGAGUGUAAACACGAAGCUCCAAAGUGUGAAAGGAAGCUUGAUAAUGGUUUGCACUGAUCUCAGGUCAGCAUGUAUCCUACAACCUUGCCUUCAUUCAUCGCUGCUCAGUUCCUUGCAAAAGUAUUCAUACCCCCUUUUUAUCAAUUUGUCACUUUACAAACACAAAUUAGAAUAAAUUUGAUUUAGAUUUUUUUGUGAUAGACCAAAGCAAAGCAUCACAUUAAUAUCAAGUCGAAGGAAAAUGUUUUCAAUGUUUUUCUUUUUUUUUAUUACAAAUAAAAAUUUGAAAACUAUAAUAUUUUUAUGUAUUCAGCACCAAUUUGCAGAAUCACAUUCUGCUGUAAUUACAUCUUUUAUGGGAAAUACCCGAGCAAGAUUUGUACAUCUAAAGACUAAACAUCUUGACAAUUUUGUUUCCGACAUAGCUCAAACUCAAUCAGGUUGGAUGGAGACAUGAAGUUUUAGGUUUUGGUACAAAUUCUGAAUUUGAUUUAUAUCUGGACUCUGAGUAGAUCAUUCUAAUGCUUGAAUAUUCUUUAAUCUAAACCCCUUUGUCCUAUGUUUAGGGUCGUUGUUCGGCUGGAAGAUGACCCUUAGAGCAUUGCUCCUCAUUUUGCACCAUCCUUCCUCUGACCAAAUGUAACUAUUUUUCCUAAAUUUGCUUAACUUAAUUAUCCCCACAGCAUGAUACUGCCACCACCAUCUUUCACUGUGUGAAUGGGGUGUUCAUGAUGAUGCACAUUGCCAGUUUUCUAUCACACAUUGUGGUUUGCAUGUGACGUUCAGUAUUGUGACUAGGACGUUCAGUAUUAUGCUUACCUGACCAGAGCACACAUUUCCACUUGCUCUGUGUGUCCACUACAAGACUUGUGGAAAACUGUAAACUGGAUUUAAAGUGGCUUUUUCCCACAAUGGUUUUCUACUUGCCUCGACUAUAUGAACACUUUUGCAAUGCACAGAAGUUGGCAAAACUGCAAUGCAUACUACCCAUCUCAAAAACAAUGUCCUUAUUUGUGCUGGGAGCUUGAAGAGUGUUUCAAAGUGGUAACAAUAUAUGGGGAAGAGAAAUGUUUUAUUUCUAGUUUAGAUUUACAUUGAUUUUAUUGUUAUCAGAAAUUUAUUGAGAGUCUGUUUCUAUGGUGAAAACAGGUGCCAUGAAGAGCUGGAGAAAUAUCUACAAUAACAUGUCUCACUUGCUGUUGUACCUGCAAUAUUGUGUCAAUUAUAUACAUUGUAAGAUUUUCAA